UUUUUCUUCUUGUUUUUCUUAUCCACAAAAAGCUCGGCUUUUCCUUCUACAGCCACGGAGAGAGAAAAAAGAAGAAGAUAAAAAAUGGCGGCAGUAUCGAUGAGCUUCAACCUGGUGGGCGCGUUCAAAGGGCUGUCUAUGAGCUCGAGCUCUUCGUCUUCAUCGUCGUCUUUCGUCAGAGGGAAUUUUGGUUCACUGGUUGUGGGACCCAACAAGCUGUCGUUCUCGUGUCCGCAGAGGUUUCCGCUGAUUAUCGAAAGCGCGCACAAGAAAGGUGCCGGGAGUACAAAGAACGGUCGAGAUUCCAAAGGGCAGAGGCUCGGCGUCAAGAUCUUCGGCGAUCAGGUCGCCAAGCCUGGUUCCAUCAUUGUUCGCCAACGCGGCACCAAGUUCCAUGCAGGAAAGAAUGUAGGUCUCGGCAAGGACCAUACAAUCUUCUCCUUGAUUGAUGGGCUUGUAAAAUUCGAGAAGUUUGGUCCUGACAGGAAGAAGAUCAGUGUGUACCCAAGAGAAGUGCAGCCUGAGAACCCCAACAGCUACAGAGCUAGAAAGAAGGAGUAUUUCAGGAUGCAGCGCGAACGCAGGAAGGCGAGGCAGGAAGGCAUUGUUCCUGAACCUCAGCUAGUACUUGCUUCUGCAAACGAUGAUGCUACAGAUGACAACCCAGUUUGCUGAUUCUUGGAAGCAACUUCCUUGACCAACUCUUUUUGCAUUAUAUUGUAAUCUGACAUGCAGAUAGGGUUAUUUCAGCGCCUUUGAUUAAUUUCUUUUUUUUUUAAUUUAAUUUUAAUUUCAUGUAGAUCCCUUGUAAAUUUGAACUCUUGCUGUGUCAAGUUUUGCAAAUUCUAAAUCCUCAUUCCGCUUCUCUCUCA
Morus notabilis is the source of this 872-nucleotide messenger RNA. RefSeq names its product 50S ribosomal protein L27, chloroplastic. The coding region runs from base 85 to 675 and encodes 196 amino acids. The record is from RefSeq and is a predicted model, not a curated record. Gene Ontology annotation, cellular component: ribosome. Gene Ontology annotation, biological process: translation. Gene Ontology annotation, molecular function: structural constituent of ribosome. NCBI's taxonomy places the organism in Eukaryota, Viridiplantae, Streptophyta, Magnoliopsida, Rosales, Moraceae. The transcript is spliced from 4 exons.